Molecule: messenger RNA, 1104 nt
Organism: Acanthosepion pharaonis
Lineage: Eukaryota; Metazoa; Mollusca; Cephalopoda; Sepiida; Sepiidae
Source: the annotation of a GenBank genome assembly
AUGUCACUCCAAGAUUUCCUCUCUUCUGUUGCUGUAUUCCUUUCUAUUACAUUUUUCUACCCUUCUAUCUCUCUAUGUGGCCUUUCUAUUAUUCACAUUAUUCUUCACUCUAUAACACCAUUAAUAUUUUUCUAUCUUUCUAUUAGUCCUUUCUAUUACAUUUUUCUACCCUUCUAUCUCUCUAUGUGGCCUUUCUAUUAUUCACAUUAUUCUUUCUAUACCAUUAAUAUUUUCUAUCUUUCUAUUAGUCCUUUCUAUUACAUUUUUCUACCCUUCUAUCUCUCUAUGUGGCCUUUCUAUUAUUCACAUUAUUCUUCCUCUAUAACACCAUUUAUUUUCUAUCUUUCUAUUAGUCCUUUCUUCAUUUUCUACCCUUCUAUUCUCUAUUCCUUUCUAUUACAUUUUUUUCUAUUUCUAUGUGGCCUUUCUAUUAUUCACAUUAUUCUUCACUCUAUAACACCAUUAAUAUUUUUCUAUCUUUCUAUUAGUCCUUUCUAUUACAUUUUUACCCUUCUAUCUCUCUAUGUGGCCUUUCUAUUAUUCAUUAUUCUUCACUCUAUCAUUAAUAUUUUUCUAUCUUUCUAUUAUCCUUUUAUUAUACCCUUCUUCUCUCUAUGGCCUUUCUAUUAUUCACAUUAUUCUUCACUCUAUAACACCAUUAAUAUUUUUCUAUCUUUCUAUUACUCCUAUUACAUUUUAUUUUUAUCUCUCUAUUACACCUGUUCUUCUCUCUCUAUUACACCUUUCUAUUCUCCUCUCUUUUUUUAUCUCUGUUAUACGUCUCUCUUCUUUUGUCUCCAUUAUGCCUUUCUAUUUUUAUCUCUCUAUCACACCUUAUUAUUCUUUUUUAUAUUUUCUCUCUAUUACACUUUUCAGUCCUUGUCUCUCUCUUCUCUCAAUCAUACCUUUCUAUUUUUAUCUCUCUAUUACCCUGUCUAUACUUCUCUCUCUAUUGCACUUUCCUAUUUUUAUCUCUCUAUUCACUUUCUAUUCUUCACUAUCUCCAUUAUACCUUUCUCUUCUUCUCUCUCCCCAUUACACAUUGCUAUACUUCUCUUUAUUCUUCUCUCUAUUACACCUUUAUAUUUUUCUAUCUCUCUAUAA